CCCACCCUUCCCCCGCCGUGUGUCUCCUACCCCCCCCCUCAGGAACACAAGGCCAAGGUGACGGACGUGGAGAAGCAGGUGUCCCAGGCCAAGACCCGGUAUUCAGUGGCGCUGCGUAACCUGGAGCAGAUCAGCGAGCAGAUCCACGCCAGGAGGCUGACACGGCUGGUCUGUCGCCGAGCCUCCCCGGUGGGAGCCGAGGCUGCGCCGGCCUACCCCGAGAGGGAGCAGCAGCUGGUGGUGGGCAAGGCCUCGGCCUACCCGUUGCCGGGGGAGCAGGAGGAGGAGGAGGAGGAGGAGAAGGGGCUGCAGGCCCUACCCCAGCCCCCGCCCCAGGCCCCGGACAACCUGUCGGUGCUGAGCUUCCAGACCAUCGCCUCGGACCUGCAGAAGUUCGACUCCGUGGAGCACCUGGGCGAGCUGUCGGACGCCCUGAGCCUGGACAGUGACGACGUGAGCCUGGAGGCCGGGAGGCCACGCAGGGGCUCCUUCCCCUUCAAGCACCACCGCAGCAUCAGCCUGUAGGGGUGUGGAGGGGAGAGAGAGAGAGAGAGGCCUGCCUCAGGGGGAACCCCCCUCCCCACCCAUGGGGCGAGGAGAUGGGUGGAAGUGGGAAUGUGGAGGCUCCAUCGUACAAUUCUUUAUUAGGCCUUUGUAGAUACUGGCCCCAUCUUGGUCAGAGUGGGGAGAUGAGUGGGGGUGGAGGGGGAUAGUGGGGGAAUCUAUCCCUCCCCCCCCCACCCCCGCACAUCCCAGCUCGACUCUGCUAUCCCCACCACUCAGUCCCUCCUCCCCCACACCCCCCCACCAAAGGUACUCAGCUCUGUAUCAUAGACACGGGACGCCACCCCCACCCAGGUACAAUCUAAAAGGCGAAGGUUGGCAUCGUGGGCUUGGGGACCCUACCCACGCUGGGGGUGGGGGGGGGGGGUUGGGGUGGACGCGGGGUGGGUUGCUGGGGUGGUGGGGGUGUAGACGGGGUUCACUGCUGGCCUGGCCCCUCCCCGCGACCACCACCCCAUCACCCCCAACGUAAACGGCGAGGAACUCUCCAGGGGGUUACAGGGGAUGACGGUUAGUUGUCCUGUUGGGGAUAAGCACCGACACUGUCCUCUGCGUCCUCUUGGUGGGCCAUUCCCGUCCCAGUCAGCAGGCAGCGUGUCCUAGUGGGUUCACCACCCUCCUCUCCCAGCCUGCAGGAUCGCUGCCAACAGCCCUGGUCCACUUGGGGCAAACCGGGAGGUCUGAGCGUUCGCAAAGUGAGGGCCCCUCGCCCCUCGCAGAAUAAACACGUGGUCUGUCCAGUUAGGGACUGAUCCACGCUCUGCUGAGGAAAGGAAAGGUACUACUGCAUAUAUCAUUAGCCAGUGAGCUAUCCAUAGACUGCUGAAUAAACAUUGUACUUUGCACAGUUAGGGAGUAAUUUAGUCCCCACUGAGUUCAUGGUGGGCAGAGGGUCUCGGUAAAAUAUUGCCUCCAGUAACUCCAGCUCUUUAGUAUCCAGUGGGUCAGACACUGUCCUUCCCCCCCACCCCCCUCCCUCUGGGACUGGGUGGGACAGUGGGUCAGACACUGUCCU
Molecule: messenger RNA, 1579 nt
Organism: Chiloscyllium plagiosum (whitespotted bambooshark)
Lineage: Eukaryota; Metazoa; Chordata; Chondrichthyes; Orectolobiformes; Hemiscylliidae
Source: RefSeq, a predicted model, not a curated record